Plasmodium gallinaceum is the source of this 1764-nucleotide messenger RNA. RefSeq names its product fam-f protein. NCBI's taxonomy places the organism in Eukaryota, Apicomplexa, Aconoidasida, Haemosporida, Plasmodiidae. The transcript has 3 exons. The record is from RefSeq and is a predicted model, not a curated record. Bases 1 to 1764 code for a protein of 587 amino acids.
AUGGAAAACCAUUUAGUUUUAGUCUACUAUUUUAAUUUCUUAAUUGUAUUAAUGAUAAUUAUUUCCUUCUAUGAAAUUAGUCCAUACUACAAAACAAAGAAGUUUCAACUUAAAUUUAUGCACGCGAAAACACAAUUAAUAAGAAAUUUAACGGAUUUUUGUGAUGUUAAAGAUGAAGAUAUCUUAAAUGAUCAAGGUAUCUCAAUAAAGGAUUUACAAUUGUUGUAUAACAUCCAUGUAAAUAAGAGUGAAAAUACAUCGACUGAAGUUUGUUUUCAAGAUUCAAGAACUUUAUUUGUAAAAUUAAUAGAUAUAAUAUUUUUAACAAAUUACAAUGAAUACAUAAAAGAAGAAAAAACGUAUGUUAAUUCUAUACUUAACACGUUGGAAAUCAUCAACUAUGAAUUUUUAAAUUUUUUCCAGAGUUCGAUUAAUGAUGCAAAAAAUAAUAUAGAUAAAAUAUUUGAAGGUCUUGACAUAUAUGAUAAAUAUGAAUUAAAUAAAUUUUUGAAUGUAACCUUCACUUUGCGUAUUCGUGAGAAUAGCACGUUUGUAUUAAUUAAUGGGGAAGAUUUACAAAAAUAUUUAGAACAGUCUAAAUUGAAUGGGAACCUUCCUUUAAAAUUAAAAAAUUCCUUUCGUUAUUUUAGUGAAUUAAAUGAAAAAAAUAAUACGUAUUUAUCUGAAAUUACUGAAAAAGUUUUGACUAGCAAUACAUACCUUAGUAAAUAUUUUGGAAUAAAUGAAAGUAGGUUCCCAUUGAAAUAUUUUUAUGGAAAAAAUAUUUCUGUGGAUACUCAAUUACAAGUAAUUAGAAUGAAGAAUCUUUUAAAGGAAUUUGUUACUUCGAUGUUUUGUGAUAGAGAAAGAAAAGGGAUUAGUACAACUUCAUAUCUUGAAUUAAAUGUUGGAUAUUUAAAAUCCUUAAUCGAUGAUGAACGCAAAGCGUUAGAUACCGUUAUAGAAGAAAAAACUCAUGCAUUAUUUAUAAAAUUAAAUAAGAUAUUAUGUGGUGAUAUAAAAUGUAUGAUAGCUUUUAUUGCAUACGUACUUGAAAUAGUUAGAACUGAAAAUAAAUUUAAAUUGGAUGAUAUUGAAAAAAAUUACGGAGAAGAACUAUAUAAGAAUAAAAUUUUACACGAUAUAUAUACUUUAUUAUUACAUGAGAGAGAUUACAUAAAAAAAUCCUUACUUGAAUUUAAAAUAUAUAUUGAGGCUAUUUUUGGUUUUGAUGUCAACAGUUGGGGUAUUAGAUCGUUAGUAAAGAAGCUUUAUGGAUUAAUUGAUAAAAAAGAAAUUAUGAAAUUAUUUAAUGUUAUUGUAUAUUCAUUAUUAUGUAAGAAACAAAUAGAUGAAUAUGAGAAUUUUAUAAAAUUACUUAAAAAUGAAUCGGGAGGAAGUAUAUUUCAUAGAAGAGCAUUUAUAAAUUUUUUUAAAAAAUCAGAAGAUUUUGUAUUUAUUCCAGAAAAUAAAUCUAUUAAUGUAAUGUUCAAAUUUAUGGAAAUUUAUGAUCAAAACAAUUUUUUAUAUAAACUUAAUUUCAUCUUUGAAGAUAUAUCCAAUAUAUUAAAAAAAUUUAAAAAUAGUACAGAUAGGUUUAAGGUCUUUAAUAAAUUAAUAUAUUUGUUAAAUGAAGAAUUGAUUAUGUCCAAAGAUCUUUACUUUAGUUCUAAUCAAAAAGUAAUACUAAGAAAAAAUGAGAUUUUACUUUUUUUAUGUGCAAUUAAAAACUUCCAAGAAAAUAAUAUCAUAUGUGGAACAUAA